UACCCGCCUCGCCGCGGCUCAUCGUGCGGCGUCCAUUGCUUCGCAUCGCAGCUACUGCUGACCUCGGGGUUUAGUUUAAUGCUGGCAUGUGCCGGUGGGCUGGACGGACCGUCGGUUGCUCUGCUCGCAUCGCAUCUACCGACCCCCACCCGCAUGGAAAGCCGUGGCGGGGGGAGGAAGGCAAGCUGAGGUGAGGUGAGUGAGUCCCAGCUGCGAGACUGAAACGUCAAGCGCUGCUUCCUUCCUUCUUCCUCCAUCCAUGGCCUCGAUCUGGGAGGCGAGGAGCUGAGAGGAGGAGGAGGAGGGAUAGCGCAUAGCGGCAGCCAUGGGCUGGAGAAGAGGGGGGAGUGGGGAUGGAGGGGUCUCCAGGAGGUGGGCCGUCCUCCUGUGCGUGGGGAGCUUCUGCCUCGGACUGCUCUUCACCAGCAGAAUGUGGACACUGCCUGAGGCAAGUGAGAUUGCUAGACCAAAUGCAAAUGUAGAGGAAGGCAGCAUGCCAGUAGCCGCAGAGUGUGGUUCUAAGAAGGUUCAAGAACAACAAGAUUACAAAGAUAUUUUACGUGUUCAAGAUGCUCAUCAGGAUGUACAAUCACUAGAUAAGGCGAUAGCAAGCUUAGAGACAGAGCUCUCAGCUGCACGGUCUCUGCAAGAAUCCUUGCUCAAUGGUUCGCCUGUUGCCGAAGAGUUCAAAGUUUCUGAAUCGAUUGGGAGGCGAAAGUACCAUAUGGUGAUAGGGAUCAAUACCGCAUUUAGUAGUCGCAAGAGAAGAGAUUCCAUACGUUACACCUGGAUGCCUCGAGGUGAAAAGAGGAAAAAGCUUGAAGAACAGAAGGGGAUCAUAAUUCGUUUCGUCAUUGGCCAUAGUGCUAUAUCAGGUGGAAUUGUUGAUAGAUCAAUUGAAGCAGAGGACAGAAAACAUCAGGAUUUCAUGAGGAUAGAUCAUGUCGAAGGAUACCUUGCAUUAUCAGGCAAAACCAAGGCCUACUUUGCUACAGCUGUUUCAUUAUGGGAUGCAGAUUUUUAUGUUAAGGUUGAUGAUGACGUGCAUGUGAACAUAGCAACACUUGGUCAGAUUUUGUCCAAACAUGCAUUGAAGCCUAGAGUAUAUAUUGGAUGCAUGAAAUCUGGACCUGUCCUAUCUGAAAAGGGUGUGAGAUAUUAUGAGCCCGAGCACUGGAAAUUUGGGGAAGCGGGAAACAAGUAUUUCCGACAUGCUACUGGCCAAUUAUAUGCUAUUUCAAAAGAUCUAGCAACCUACAUAUCUAUAAACAAGCACAUCUUGCACAAGUAUAUAAAUGAGGAUGUUUCAUUAGGUUCGUGGUUUAUUGGGUUAGAUGUUGAGCAUAUUGAUGAUAGAAGACUUUGUUGUGGUACUCCGCCUGAUUGUGAAUGGAAAGCUCAGGCGGGGAACAUUUGCGCCGCAUCAUUCGACUGGAGAUGCAGCGGCAUAUGCAACUCUGAAGGGAGGAUCUGGGAAGUGCACAAUAAGUGCGCUGAAGGCGAGAAGGCGUUGUGGAACGCCACUUUCUAGAACAACGGAAACAUCAGCAGAAGCUGCUGGCCUAUAUACUAGAUCAUCAACUAUUGCUGUUGUUUGUACAUUGCCCCACGGUUUGUAGGUAAUUCAUUUGUAGGUAGCUGUGGUUUUGUGACUAGCUAACACCGACGAAGCGGACCACAAUUUUAGGUAGUGUCUGUCUGCCGGUGGCGGUGAAGAUGAAGAAGGGUAUAAGGGGUGAUGCAUUCUUUCGAGUGAUAAAUGUUUAAGGUGGUCAUUUUGUAUCGAUCUCCUGUACUGUAUGUAUGGCUGCCAAUAUGUGAGACCAAAAAAUAAAAACUUUCCUGCCUCCCUGGUGCCUCAUUGCAAUAA
This is a messenger RNA of Phragmites australis (common reed), 1870 nucleotides long. RefSeq names its product probable beta-1,3-galactosyltransferase 2. NCBI's taxonomy places the organism in Eukaryota, Viridiplantae, Streptophyta, Magnoliopsida, Poales, Poaceae. Bases 326 to 1531 code for a protein of 401 amino acids. The record is from RefSeq and is a predicted model, not a curated record. Gene Ontology annotation, molecular function: hexosyltransferase activity. Gene Ontology annotation, cellular component: Golgi membrane. The transcript is spliced from 11 exons.